AUGUGUAUAAGCAGGUGGCUGUGUGAGCACAUUAAGGCGAAUGAGCCAGUCAGUCUAGCGCGGGCCUGCAUUAGAAGUUUGUUGUGUUUUAAAAAGUCUCUACGUCAUACCAAAUGGAACUGUGGAACUCUGACAUCAUCGGUGACAGUAAAAAGCUUUUGACGUAGCAGAAACUCUCAUUAGCUUCUUUGGAUGUCUAGUAGUUCAGUACUUUCUGCGAUUCAACAGUACAGUGAUAAAAUGGCAUUUUCAAAACUGAUUAACCGUCUGAAGAAAGCGUUUGGUGUUAAGUGUGCGAACGAACAACCGUGUGAGCCACUCGAACCCACCGGCAGCACGACAGAGAAUCACCGUCAUCUGAUGACCGAUGACCCGGCCGUCGCUGCAGGAAAACAGGCAGGGAGACAGAAAAAGAGGAAACUCAAAUUGUCUCCCAUCUUCUUCACCUGUUUUUCCAGAAGAAGAGCUACUGUUGUUGAUCAGCUAUGUGUGCAGGAGAUCCACGAACUUCACGCAGAGCCCAUCAGUAGCUCUAAAUUCUUCUGCACUGCUGUGAGCAACCUGGAGCUGGAAGUUCGCCAACCUCCAGCUCUUGAUGCUCCAGCAGACGAAGAUUUGGACUCUAAACCGGAAGUGAACAGCUUUGACUCUGCAGUGGUCAUUGAGAACGACUCUGCAGAGCUUCACUUCCCAGCAGACAACGAAUCCUCCCUCAGUGAGGACAGCCUGGAGCAAGAGCUUGAUAGUCCUCCAAGUUCACCAUCCGAUGAGGACAAUGAACUUCCAGUGAGCCAGCAGCUCAUAACAGAUGACAUCUGUGACUCUGCCCUGGAUGAAAACUCGAACCCUUCACCGGAUCAGGUCUCACAAGAGGACUCUGCUGUGGAGUCUACAGCAGAUGAUGGGACCUGCUUGGACAAUAAUGACAUCAGCUGCCGCUACAAACUCGGAAAGCAGCUUGGUGAAGGAGGUUUCGGCUCCGUGUAUGAGGGGAUUCGCAUACAGGAUGGUCUGCAGGUGGCAGUUAAAUUUGUCCAGAAGACCCCAAAUAUGCAAGAUGUCAGCUCUUCAUGUGACCAGCCACUUCCUCUAGAGAUCACCUUGGCAAACAUGGCCAGCGGUGGCUCCAGGUGUGCGAACAUUAUUAAGCUUCUGGACUGGCAGGUCUUUGAAAACCAUUAUGUCAUGGUGAUGGAGCGGCCUAGUCCAAGCAUGGACCUGGAGGCAUUCCUUGAAGUCAGCGGAGGAGUCCUCAGUGAGAAAACAGCACAUACCAUCAUGAGGCAAGCUGUUUAUGCGGCCAACGUGUGCUGUUACCGCGGGGUGUUCCACCGGGAUAUUAAGCUUCAAAACCUGCUGGUGAACCCCGACACACUGGAAGUCAAGCUGAUCGACUUCGGGUGUGGAGACUUCAUGAUGGAAUCAGCCUACAGUCUCUUCUCUGGCACAGAAGCGUACAUCCCGCCAGAGUUUUAUGAAAAAGGAUGCUACCGGGCCAAACCAGCGACGGUCUAUUCUCUUGGGGUUCUUCUGUUCACAAUGCUCCAUGGAGAAUUCCCAUCAGCGUAUGACCUGUACUACCUCCAACAUGACUGGUCCAAAUUUACCCUCUCUCAAGAAUGCUGUGAUAUGAUGAGGGCUUGUCUGCAUGAGAAUCCAGAGUGCAGAAUUCCUCUAGAAGAGAUGCCUUACCACGACUGGUCCAUGCUGGAGUUCUGAGUCACAUUAGCAGAAUGUUUUGUAUAUUUGAUUUUUCUACAUGUCUGUAAUAAAGAUAUAUUUUAUUGAACUCACUUGUGUUGUGGCUUAUAUUGUGAUCUAGCCCCAGUGUUGUCAGAUUGUGUGGAUUUAAACUGGUUUUGUAUGGGGUGACAAAAAUUUGGCAUGAGGUUUGAACAGCAUCCAGUCCUUUCCAACACACACUGCAG
Molecule: messenger RNA, 1928 nt
Organism: Danio rerio (zebrafish)
Lineage: Eukaryota; Metazoa; Chordata; Actinopteri; Cypriniformes; Danionidae
Source: RefSeq, a predicted model, not a curated record